Molecule: messenger RNA, 1078 nt
Organism: Dermatophagoides farinae (American house dust mite)
Lineage: Eukaryota; Metazoa; Arthropoda; Arachnida; Sarcoptiformes; Pyroglyphidae
Product: trypsin alpha-4
Biological process (GO): proteolysis
Molecular function (GO): serine-type endopeptidase activity
Source: RefSeq, a predicted model, not a curated record
UUGGGAUAAAAAUUCAUUCUUAAUCUCUCAUAUAUUUUGAGAUUUUUCUUGUUUGAACAAAGAAGAAAAUCAUCAAUUUCAUCAUGAAAUUCGCCACCAUUUUUGUAUUUAUUGCUAUUGGAACAUCCGUAGUGAUCGGUGAUCAUAGUGAAGAACAAGCUAUUCGUCUUCCAUUGCCUAAAGCUAUAAAUGAACGUUUUCCAUGGAUGAUCAAUGAACCAAUCACAAAUGGUGAAAGAAUCGUUGGCGGUGAAAAUGCAUCACCCGGUGAUGCUAUUUAUCAAAUUGCAUUGUUACGAAAAGAUUCAUUUACCUGUGGUGGUUCACUUAUAUCAUCAAGAACCGUAUUGACUGCUGCUCAUUGUGUUUUUGGUGAUGAAGCAUCACCAUCAUAUUUCAAGAUCCGUUACAAUACAUUAGAUCGAACUAAUGGUCCAACGAUUGGUGUUAGUAAAAUUUAUCGCCAUAGUUUAUAUUCAUCAACGACCAUUGAUUAUGAUGUUGCUACAUUGAUUUUAUCUGAACCAUUUACACCAUCGGCAAAUGCCGAUAUUAUUUCAUUGACCACAGCCGAACCAGCUGAUAAUACACAACUUCAACUUACUGGCUGGGGUAGACUUAAAUCCGGUGGUACAAUACCUACCCUUUUACAGAUUGCAACUAUAUCGAAAAUGUCUAGAACAAAAUGUUCGAAUAUUUGGGGUUCAGUAAAUGCCAUCACUAAUCGAAUGUUGUGUGCACAUAGUAAAAAACAAUCAGCAUGCAAUGGAGAUUCUGGUGGUCCAUUAGUUUACAAUGGACAUCUGGUGGGAGUUGUUUCUUGGGGCCCGUCCACCUGUCUGUCAAACACUUAUCCAACCAUUUAUAGUAAUGUUGCAACUCUACGUAAUUGGAUCAUUUCGAAUACAGUUUAAAUGAAAUAUUAUUAAUUAAUUAUUGUCAUUGUCAUUCAUCCAUUAAGUCGCUUAUUUUUUUUUAUUCAUUAUGACACUUGUUUUUGUGUGUGUCACAUUUUUUCAAAAUAAUCCGGUUUACACUGUGCAAAAAUAAAAAUACUUGCCUUUUAAUAAACAAAAAA